CUCGGCGGAAACAGAAUCAAGGAAAUCCCUGAAAGAGCCUUCGAGAAUAUGCCAACACUUCAAGUAAUGUACGUAACAACUGAAUCAUAAGCAUCAUUCAUCUUGUUGAUGCCUUUCUAUUGUUAACAUUUGUUCUUAAUUUACUCAUUACUUCACUUGUCAUUUUUCACCUAAAAUCCAGGUCUUUGUUCUCUUUUAGCUUGCUUCAAAAUAACAACCUAACGAGAAUCCCUGAUCAAGCAUUCAAGCAGCAAAGGAAUCUUGAAGUAAUGUACGUACGAAAAUGACUGCCUUUGGCAGUUGUCACUAUUCGCUGUACCUUUUGUACAGUAACAUGAGAGCACCAUAGGUUUAGGGUUAUUUUCUUUUAAUAGAAGUAACCUGUUUCAAAAAUGCCCUGAAGUUUUUCAGAAACAAAAUAUUGCAUAUUCUUUCGUAAUAUGGAAACAGCUUGUGGUACCCACACAAGCAAACGCUGAUCAACUAUAUAGACUGAGUGCAAAGAUGAGCGCUGAAAAUACGUACGCUGGACCAAAGUCGAUUUUCACAGUGCGAUACAAUCCUAGCAAUUUAUUCAGUUAUAAUCCUAAUUAACAAGCACUGGCUAGACAUAUCUCUUUAAAGCACUAUACUACUGUUUAUUUAUUUUAAUCAACUUUUCAAGGCGCUGGUAUCAGUUAACAUAAGAACUACUAAUAUUUAUUUCCAGCUAAAGUCCUAAAAGCGAAUGUUCCAUUCAAAAACUUAUGAUUAAAAACAGCAAAUAAACUUUGAACCAAGAACUUUAAGCCAUUACAAAGAAAACCACAAACUUAUCUACCAAACAUUAGGAGACCUCCACUUACCAAUGGAAGGAGGGGGAGGGUGAUUUAAGAAAAAGUAAUCUCUCAAACGGGCCUAAAAAUCUCAUUCAUUGAGCUACGUGAGAAGAGUAAGUGAUGCAAGUAAAUGCUAGGGAUAUGUUGGUUAUUUUUUCAACCAGAGAUAGUCAAUUGUUUUCCAGUUUGCACCAUUCGUUGUCUAAAUGCAUCGUGAAAGAGAUGCCUAUAAAGUUCAACCCUUAGUUCGCUAAUGUAAGAUCGAUGGAAAUAACGUAUAACAGUAGGCGUUGCUGAUAAGACCAAGGGAACGAAGAGGCAAAAACAACAACAUGCGUUUGGUGUCUGAUAACAUUUUCCAUUUUCGGCGUUUCCUUAAGACUGGCAUAAAUUAAAUUUGGGACUUACGUUAAAGAAAUUAUCAGCCACUCAUAAGCUUCGAUUCAGUCUUUCCCCGGGAAGGAGGAAGAUCGGACCGAGAAUAUAGCGGUGGAAAUUCAGCCUAAUUCUCAGGCCCAAUUAAUUGCUUAACUAAGUUUGUAAGUACCGAAUUCAAUUUGCAUAGCGAUGUUUUAUAUAAUUACAUCACUUACCGCUACUUUUUAUUUGGUUUGUGAACCAUGGUUCAUUCUUUGCAGAUUAUUCGGGUAAAAAAGGUUACGGGCAAUCUAAAUUUCUUAUGAUUAAUUAAUACACCUUAUUCGAAAAUGUUGGCAAUAAUAGGGCCUGUUUACAGGGAGGCAGAGGACUUCGGUAGGUGAGGUAACCCGCUUAGGUGGGAUAACCCCCCUGUCCAUGUAAUCUCUCAUUUUAAUUUAAACCAGGAGCCCAUUUCCGAGGUUUCAAUGGGGUUAACCGAAGCCGUAAAAACUGAAAAAUUUUAACCGUUAGCCGUAAAUAGGGUAAAACGAGUUAACCGUAAAAAACAUUUUUCUCCUUAGAUUUGAUAAUUUUGAGGAAGGUGCUAAACCACUUAGAACGCCGGCGUUUCUUAUUUCACGGCUACUUUGACUCUUUAAGUUCAAGCUUCUGCUAGUUUUGCAUUGCAUUCUAUUCAUAAACUGUUAUGUUUUUUAUUAGGAAUGGUCCUUUUUGUGGCUCAUAAAAAAUUUUAGUUGACUGGCAAUAGCUUAACCUUUUGUUUCUAUUUUAAACAAAGAGUUCAUGUCAUUUUUAAGAGAAUAAGAAAACUCUCCUGCUGCAAAGAUCUUCAAAGCCGCGUACUUCUAAGCUUGGUUCCAACACUUGUAUGGUUGUUCUUUUUGAGUUCAUGUUGUACAAUCUGUUCUUCAGUGGAGUUAAGACCCUAUCGUGGUAGUAAAAAGAGAAGGGGGUAGCAAAUACAAAGCGACGGGAAGAACGAAUCAGUAGCCCCUGAAGAAAAGGAAAUCACGCCAAGAUGCAAAAGAGGACAAACUUCUUCAUGUGAUAGUUAACAUUUCUAUGCGUAAAAUGAUAUUAGAAGAGGAAUUCCUUAAAAGCAUGAUUUAUGAAAUAUUAAAAAUUUCAGAAGAUUAACAUUUCAUCCCGAGAUGAUCCUAAGACAUUUAUUUUAAAAAAAAUACGGUUUUAUUAAUAUUUCACUGUUUGAAACAAAAGAAAUUAAUUUUUAACUUUUUUCUUAACUCCCACAUGGUAUCGGGAACUCUGGAUGCGGGGUAGCAGGGGUAACCGUAACUGCGUUCACAGCGUGAUGGAUAUUCCAUUUUUGCGUGAAAAAUUGCCCUAAAAUGUGUCUAAAAAUAAACCGGUCCGUAAAAACGCCGUGGCAUAGGCCUAGUGUGGGCGUUAAUUGCUCGCUCCGGGUUAUGGGCUGCUGUAUGAACGCGUUGACAUGAUAGGUGGGAUCACCCGCUGAGGCGGGCUGUCCGGUCUGAUGUGCUGAAAUACUGAUAAUUUGUUUGAUUGAAAAGACUUCUUUAAAAUAAAUAGUACAUAUUUUUAUUUUUUUGACGAAAGACAGAACGUGAAACAAAAACCGCGAAUUUUUUGGAAACACGGAUUUGUUCCCUUUGACGCAUGCUCAUUUCAGUUAAUCAGAUCGCGGAGCGUGCGAGGAGCGUGCGGGAAAAAGAGAGAGGACGAAUUUUGAUCGCUCCUUUUUUACUUAUUGACAAUUUUUUUUUUUUUAACUGAAUUUUAUUAGAGAAACGUUUUUAUGUAGUUUGAAUUUAUUUUCAUGUGCUCAGCCGAUAUCUAUGGCGUGGACUAGUUGCUUGAAAUUAAUUAUUUCCAAAAUAUAUUUACUGUGGUUACUUCUGCCAAAGCAAACACUUUGAAUGAAAAACUACAUAAGCUUACAACAACGAAAGAAAAGAACAUUGAAUUCAUUUUUUUUAGAACUUUGAUUUGCAUAACCUAGUAGGUCUUACUGAGAACAAUUCGUGAUAAUCUUACCGCAUCAUGAGCCAGCUAGUCCACGCAAUUAAUAUCUACUGAGCACAUGGAAAUAAAAUUCAAACAAAGACUUGAAUCUCGAAUUUUGUUUGGAGGGCGGGGAAGCGUUUUACCGACUUAAUUUAUUUUCUCAACAAUGCGCUAAAGCAAUUAUAGUAAACUUAAAUUGAGAUGUUUACAGUGACAUAAUUUCCUACUCAAAAAGGUAAUUUCUUCGAUUGAACUUUGACACAAACUGACCUUAAAAGUCUCUAAAAAAACCCUGCUCCCUCACUUCUGAUUCCUACCCGGCGAGCACGGCACCCACGAAAAAAAGAGUCCUUAAAGUAAAGUUUCGUUGCUUGAAGGUGUCAUUUUUUCUCAGAGGGGUAAGUUAGUAUUUUUUCAAACUCUUCCUUUGCAAAUUUGUCCGUUUACGGUGUAUUUUCAAUUAGAUGACACCAAAUUAAUUACUGAAUUUUACGUGACGAUGGCAUGCAGCAGCCACUUUUUCAAACCUUGAAAUAAUUUACCAAGGAGCAAAAAUAUUCCUUUCAGUACCCCCCUAAAUCAUUCUAUGUGCGUGCACCGCAAGUAAAAAUGCUUUCCCUUAGCAACGCGAAAAAUAGGUCAGAGGGCCCUUAAAUGAAAGUCUCGAAGUUAAGGAUCGAAGUCCAAUUGGGACCUCAUUAAAAAGCUCGGAUUUUUGAUAGAUUUUUACCCCAAAUUCGAAGCCGACUUUAGACAAUUUUACUUGAAAACCAUUGUUUCUUUAAACAGAAUGAUGGAAUCUUUCAAAAUAGGGGGAGAAAACAUUAUGUUGAAGACAUUCAGACCAGUUACCAGCUUUUGCGCGUAACUUUGAUUUCUAUUGAUGGAACUUUUAAGACCCUUGUUUCCAGUGAUUGUUAAACUUCUUUGUUCAAUGUUCUUUAUGGGACUUUUUUGGGUGUCUGACCAACCAAGACCAAGUGACACAACAUGUGAACGUUUGUAGAAUCAUAGUGAUAUAGAUUGUUUUAGCGCAUUGUAGAUCAACAGACGGGCGAAUUGACUUUAAAAGGUUAACUCUUCUUGCUGCUUUCUUGUAAGUUGUAUCAAAAUAAAUGUAUGAUGUAUAAGGCUCAGUUUGGCUCUAGGUACUUACGCGAAAACUCCCUUAACAGAGAUAUUUAGUUCCUUUUCUUGAAGGUUGAUUCUUUAUAGUUUCAUUCUUCCCAUUUUUUCAGUUUGAUGAUCAGUUUACUAUCAAAUUUCUACGAUGAUUCUAAUUUCCAAUAUGAUUUGGUGUGGACUAUCAAUGUCCUGUUGAAGGGAGACUAAAGUGUCAGUGUUCCCAGCAAAAAGUUGACACUAGACGAAAAGGUGGUAUUAUCAGCGAAUAUAUCAACAAUAGCGAAGGGUAGAUGGUUAAUGAAAGCAAGAAAUAAAAGGGGGCGUGCAAUGCUUCCUUGAGGGACCCAGUGUGUAACACUAACUAAAGUCGAGUUGGUGCAGUUUAUGCGGAAAUACUGCUUUCGAUAAGCAAGAUUUUCUAAACAAUUGUAAGUUAAAAUCAUGGAUUUAAUAUGCCUUCAGUUUAGCAAGAAGAAGGUCAUGCCUUAUUAAAGUCAACGCACAUAAGACCAGCCGCAUUAUUGUUGUCAAUAUCAAAGAGCAACUGGUUCUACUUUAAAUCGGAUCAAUGCAGUUUCGAUCGGUUGAAUUCUCUUUUUCAAAAACCGUACUGCAAUCCAUACAGCAGGUUAUACCUAGAAAGGUACGAGUACAAUACAAUACAAUACAAUACAUAUUUUAUUGUCAACUCCCCAUGGGGGCUUUUCAGAGACAAAUAUUAAUAGUACAGGUAAUAAAAAAAAAGAAUUGUCAUUAAAAGCAAUUAUUAAGAAACUAUAGGACAUCACAAAUUGAUUAUCAAUAAACUAUUAAGAAACUAUUUACAUAUAAAUCUAUGACAUUAAAAAUUGAUUUAAAAGGAAGGCUUUCAUUUUAAGUUUGAAAAUGAUAAGAGAUUCACUUAAUUUAAAAUGGAGCUUUAACGCAUUCCACGAUGUUACAGUUCUGUAAUAAAAAGAUCUCUGUCCCGCCUUGGUUUUAAAAAGCGGUAUAUUAAGCUGGGAAGAUGAUCUGGUCGUACACUGAGUCAUAGAUAGGCCUCUCAAAGCUCUUGGAUAGAAUCACAAGAACCAAAAUUGGACGAUAAUAAGAAAAUCGGUGAAUGUCGAAAAAUUGUGUUCUCCGUUCUUACGCGGACAACCUCUUAAAAUUCCGCGUGGAAUUUUGCACCCCAAUCAAAGUGAAAUGCAAACGUUCGAAACCAUAAUGACUUUUUUGCCAUUUUUGUUCACCGGCAUCGCCCUUCCUUUAAAUAACAACAUUUGUUUGUCUGUUUGUUUUUUCAGAAUGCUUUCAGAUAAUCCAGUGGAGAUUAUUGGAUCAGAUGCAUUUACAGUUCCAGGCCGGUACUCAAGAAAUGACCUAUUAGUGUAGGUUUUCGAUGUACUGUAAUAAAGGAAAAGGAUUCUUUCAUUUCCUUUUUUUACUUAACUUUUUUUUUUGUAAUAUAUGAUUUCUGGAAUAAAUCCGAGGUUUCCAAUAUUAUCUAUAAAAAUUCUAGAAUAUGCUCUAGCUUGUUUUCCAGAGCGCUUUUAUUGACUUCAUAAUUGAGCAAGCAGCUCUAAAAACUCGAAAGCUUUUUCUAUAUCAACUGCUGCACAUCAAUUUAGAUGUAAACCUGCUUUCUUUGUGUGUAACCUACAUUCUUUCGCUAUAUUUCGCAGUUUUUUUUAUGUGUGUUAUUUUUUGUCCUGAAUAAUGUCACGUUCACUAACGUCACAAAUCAUAACGAUUGCCACAAAAUCCGAUAACGUGAUUGUUGAGGGUUGAUCAAUUGCAAGGUUUAUUUACUGUUAGGGACUUUUAGCAUCAGGUUUUUCGUGGGAAAAGCCAAACCGCAAACCGCAAAAUGUCACGUGACCAUGACCUUGCGGUCACGUUUGCAGUUUGCAGUUCACGUUUGAACCGCAGGAAGGGCUUCCAGCGGUAAGUGAUUUACGGCAAGGUUUUUUGCCACAAAAAAUUGUACAGCCUCGUUUUGGGCGAUUAAAGUGAUGCACUUCGACUUGAUGAAAACAACAUGGCGGCCCUAAACAAUGAACGCGUAGUUCAAAUCAAUUUUAUAUUCCUUUCUGCCCUACUAACAAAGGAAAGUAUUCUGUUCCAAUCCAGAGUUAAUUUUUUUUCUAUCUUGUUUCUGAAUUCAUAACUUAACUCAGUCUCUGUUUGGUUCCUACUUUUAACGUAUCACUCCGCGAAUAUCAUUUUAUUUUGCUUAUCUCUGUUAGACUGGGGAGCCCAGGCUUCAUAAAGCCGUCUGGUUUCUUCUGGGCUCCCUUGCAACCUUACAAUUCCUAUAUGUAUUCUUGUAUUGUAUUGUAGUUUGGCUAAAUAAAAAUGAACUGUACUGAACUGAACUGAACGCCUUGCUAAAGUUUGAAAUCUCGGCAACGCGAAACUGCAAACGCGUAACUGCGGUUUGCGGUCUGCGGUUUGCGGUUUACCUGAUGCUAAAGGUCUCUAUUAUCACGAAAGAGGUGUAGAGCAAAAACAAGACAGUUGAGUGUUUCUUCCUACUUCUUGAGUGUUCUAGCCCCUUUCUAAGCGCUUUACAUCAGAAUAGAGCACAGUCAAGGCUUCUUUAUUUGUUUUAUGAUAAAGAAUCCGUUUAACUCCCCACACAUUGCUUUUUAUUUCCCAAAACAAUCUUUAUUUUCACGGCGAACCACGAAGUGUCGUCAGCUUGUUAUACUCUCAUAAAACAUGCUUAAAUUAGCCAAUCACAAUCCUUUUUCUAGAAUGGCGAAAUCUCGGAUUUGACGGUGAGGGUAAAAGAAGGAAUGAGAUUGCAGAAUGGCAUGUGGCAUGGCUUGAGGACAUAACUAUGCGGAAAUUUUAUUUAUCGAAAAUUGCGCAAACAAAUAAAUUAAACAGGAAAGCACACGCGUGUCUCUGCCGUGCCGUUUUUGGCGUCAAUUUGAAGGAGCAACCGCUUUGUUGGUCCAUUUAUUACUGCUACUAAAACAAGGUUAAAAAUUGAAACACAGCUGAUAGUUCAAGUUCAAGAUCAAGUUUAUUAAAAAGACUUUGGAUACGUGCCAUAAUUAAUCCUUGUCCGCAAAGUGGCCUAUAGCUAAUCGAGGCGGGAAGAAAGAAGUAAAAAAAGUUACAAUAAUAUGGUUGAAACAUAACAAUAAAGUUAAACAGAUACACGAACAUCAACAUAUUAAAUUAACAAGACAGAGAAUACAUAUAUUUCAAAAUAGGUAAAUGAAACAAGGUAUGAAUGAAAUUAAACUGAUAAUUUAAUAUUUACUUAAUAUGUCAAUAAAGUACGCAGGCCAACAUUAGUAUCCUCCUGUAUCAAAAUAUCCAGUAGCCGACUCUGCAAGGUAUUCUUAAAUUUAUAUUUAGGUGGAACACGAUCACUGUCGGGAAUACUAUUCCAUAUUUUUGCACCAAUUCUUGAAAAGAGUUCUUCACUUGGUCCGUUCUCGAGUGCUUAAUAUGGAAAUUGUCAGUACACAAAUACUUGAUAUACACCAGUACUUGAUAAGUCAUCGAUAACUCUUUCCAAAAUAAACUGCAACGGUUCUUUACUGACGUCUCUUUUCCAGUGACGCGUAGUGAAAGUACGAAAACAUGUGAAGUUUAAACAGUCUUCUAUCGAGUUUUUACGCUCCUCAUUACAUAGAAAAACAUCGUAACGGUAGACGAGGUAAAAUAGAACGGAGGAAGGGAGAGGACACUGGUAACGAAGCUGUUAGGAAACGGCAGACUCAGCCUAGCCCCAAAUGAAAUAAACCAAUAUAAAGCCUCGUAAAUACGUGCAGAAUUACCGUGUCGUAAAUCUGUCUGGGUUUUAGGGGUAUAUAACCUCUACUUCUUAGCUAAACUCAAAUAAAGGAUGACUCUUUAUCGUAACGCUAGAGGGAUCUAGAGGGUAAGGAACGCUCGCUGAACGUGAAGUCGGACUAGCUACAAUUCUAGGGAUUUUUUAAUGCGGUGAACGAAUCAGAUCAAAUUGGAGACUAAAUGAACGCCCCGAGUCAAACAUUAAUCUGUAAUCCACAAAUCGAGUGAAGCAAACUGCUCUCCAGUGUCCCCUUUCGGCCUUUCCACGUCUCUCUGCACCUCCCUUGAUUAUGUGAGUGCCGGUGUGCGUUUGAUCGUGAAAAAAAUGCUAAAAGUAAGAAGGAAGAAAAAAAAGAAAAGAAAAGAGAGAAAGAGAAAAAGCACACAAACUCAAUUGCAAGGAUUAUUGAAGCUCGUGCUUCUUCGCCGGCUGUUAUUAGCUUCGCGCGCCUGAAACUUUACCAGGCAGCCAAGGAAACAAAAUACAAGAUACCGUCGAUCUCUGAUUAUUAAUACGGACCUUAAGUUAGGGUGGACGGUAACGUGGAGGACGGCAACCGGAAAUAAAAGUUGCCCGAUUUGAGGUAAUUAGCACAUAUCUCAGCCUCUCAAAUGGUAAACCCUUUUCAAUUACUUACUUAACACUCUUUUAUGAUGAAUAUAACAUAAGCUUGUGUAGCAAGUGUUACAACUACAGGAUUAGAAUUCCCAGCUAUAAAAUAAUCAAAUUUAAGAAUUCUCUCACCAUCUGAACAUUGGCUUUUACCCUUUUUUUCAUUCACGAAGUUUUUAGUUUAUUAUUUCUGCUCAAGUUGUAGGCCAAAAUGAAAUUGCGUGUUAAUUGGUUACCAUUUAUUCCACAAAAUAAAGCCCUGUGUAAAGCGGGGUGAAGGAACUUGUUUAUUUUUGCGCGCAACUUGCCAAUCGUAUUUUAUAAUUUGUUCUUAUUUUAAUGAAGAUGGAGGGGACUGAAGAUCACAAUAUUCAGCUUGCUAAAGAAGUUCUUGGAAGUGAGCCCUACCGCUUCAAGCCCUUGUCUGUGUAGGCUCGAUUACCAGCCGUAAUGCAACUAUCAAUGCAAUGCCGGCGGGCGAGGCAGCGCAUGGGGUGGGGAUUUGAUUGUCUUUGUUGGCCCUGGGGUAUGGCAUUUGACUGAUCUUGUUCUCCCAUGGGAAGGGAUAUUUGAAUCUUUCUUCGCCCGACGUGGAGAUAUUUGACUGCCGACUCGGAGACCGAACAUAUGUUUCCCACUUCCACGCUUCACGCAUGCGCCGUACGGUCUGGAAAGAUCUGGAAAUCAUGGAGACCAACCAGAACAAGCGAAAGCUGGAUGGAUUUCACUGUUUUGUCUUCAAAUUUCGUUUGUUUUAGCGUGUUUUUGAUCAAUUGAACCUGUUAAGACACUGCGGUAUCAAAGUAAACGAAAGUAAAGAGCAACCAAGUCGAUUUUUGCAAGUACAAUUGAUCAGUGUGUGGCUCAUUCGCUACAAUCACUGUAAGCUUAUAAAAAUGACUUUCUUUAUAUCCUUUACUAAGAAUGGUAUAUUUAAACUUACAAAAUGUGGACUUUCUCUUAAAGGUUUCUGUAUUGUACGCAGUGUAACACGGAUUAUGGUGAAAACGUAUAUAAUUGCAGCUGUAACAGGAACGUGUAUCUUUGGUGAUGCGGCAACAUAAUAUAAAUAAAGAUUUCAGAGUUUUGUUAGGAGAUAUUUUCAUUGUCCCUUUCUUGGGUCCAGCCUUGGGAUAUUUGACAGCGCAAUGUGCAGCCCGGGGUGGGGAAAUUUGGUUGCAUUUGACUGGAAUGAUUUGUCCGUGGGCAGGGAAUUUGACUGAAAAUUUUUGAAAAAUGUCAAAUCCCCGCCCCAUGCCCUAAAUCCCCACCCCCGCCGGCUUUACAUUGAUAGGUGCAUAAGAACUGUGGAGCGUGCCAAAAUUUGGCAAUAUGUAGAACGCAAAAAGGCUCAAUGGAGCGAGAACAUUCACUUUCUAGCAACAGAGGGCUCAACUAGAUUUCAUCGUACAAGGGAACGAAUUUCUCAUCUGAUAUGACACCAUCAUAAUUAUAAAAGUAGACCAAAAGCUCUCGGAUCUAUUUCAGGGAACUCAUUCUCGAACCUUCCAUAAAGUUAAGAAAAGUCUUUGACCGUCACCUCUACUGAAACUUAAACCUUGUUUCUCUCGCCGAGUCGACGUCGUCCUUCCCCAAGCUGUCGCGGCCAAAGUCACCGUCCUCUAUGUCGCCUUCCACUUAAACUUAAGGACCGGAACUAUGUCACGAGCACGCGACCCACCGUCUGAAAAAGAAACACUUCUCAAGUGUUUUCAAAUGUAAAUAAAGGUAAAAAAAAGUGAAGUUGAUCGUACAAAUAUCUUUUGCAGAAAAAAAAAAGUAAAGUAGAGAGGAGCCGGUGACCCACCAAAACAUCUCAAGUGCAGACUUUUGUGGUGUAUUAUAGGCGCUGCCAUCCAGCCCUACUAAUAAAGGCAAGCAGAAUAUAUUUGAUGCUGUGCGAACAAAGCUAAUCGACCGUGAAAAAUCAAGGAGUCCUUCCUGGCUUUUUGAUUGUCAUCGUUGUUGAGCCCGCAACAUUAAAAAAGCGGCUGCUUGUGAAUUGAUUGGCGUCAAAAAGGGCGCAAUUUUCAGUUUAAUUUAUUUCUGUGAGUCAAUCUGCUUAUAUUACAUUCCGCAAGCCAUGCCACAUGCCAUUCCGCAAACUCAUUUCCCCUUUUACCCUCACCGAUUGAUUGUUUGAAUAAGAAAAAAGCUCUCAAAGCAUCAAAGCUAUCACAAAGUGAAACGAGCGAAACGUUCAGUAAUUUGAAUGCAUAAGAAAUGUACUUUUUACGUCCAAAAUUCAGUUUCUAAAGGUAAAAAGUGCUUUAAACCCGGACGAAUUGUGGUUCACUGAUGGACGUCGUUAAACAUAACAAUUUGAUAGACUGUUCACAGUCCUCUAUUUUUCCGUAAGAUCAUCGAGAUCGAGCGCUUUCUGUUACGGGCUGCCAACUUGCAUAAGUGUUAAAACUACUUAGGGGGCGGGGACGGAUAGGAGGAAGCGAGAAAAAUAGAGGGACUGUAAUAACAUCACUGCAGCUCGCGUUCAGGAGGCGUGACAGGAAUUUCACGCCUUUUACCAUUCAGUAAUUAAGAAACUCCGCUGGUGAUGAAAAACAUGCCAGACACAUUUAGCAUCGAUUACGCGUGUUUACAAAUAUCUCUUUUAUGUUUCUGGGCCAUUCCUCGAAAUAAAAUGGGCAAACAUGCACAAGAAAACAUUUUCCUAAUCAAAAUGCCAAAACUCCUUCGUGUGUUAGCGCAAGAUGUGCCUUAUGGUAUGAAAGCGUACGUUUUAUUGAAAAGUCGACUUGUCAACGACUCGUCAAUUUAGGCAACUUAAACUAACCCCGUUGUCAACGCAAAUUAACAUCUAUUGUCUAAUGACCAAUCAAAUGCCUGCGUUGCUGGUACAACGCGCUCCGUGAACACGAGCUGUGGGUGAUGUUAUUACAGUCCCUCUAUUUUUCUCGCCCCGCCACCUCCCCCCCCCACCUCCCAAAUCUAUAAUCCCCGACGCCAGCCCCCUCGGUACAUUUGAAAAUCAAGAUACCCGUGACGGUAAGACGUGGUAUAUCUAAACGAUCUCACGAAAAAAUAGGGGACUGCGAACAGUCUAACAAUUUGAAAGCAACCUGCUUUAGCCUCGUAUCGAGAAGUGCCUAAGAAAACUGAACCUGAAAGUAAGCUUACUGAAAAAUUCUACAAAAUAGGCCACUUCCGAGUUCCUAAAUCCCUCACUUUCAAAAUGAGGCUAGGUGCACAACCUUUCUUGUGGAAAUGAGUUUUAUUUGCAUGAGAAUCAAAGGCUGAGCACCUAUCCUUGUUUUGACACAGAGGCCAGGGGGAACUCGGAACUCUCCUCUUCGCCGACGUUUUCUCAGAAGUGAUGCUUUGGUCUCGCGAUCGUGUUUUGAGCUAAUGUUAUGAAUGAACAAUAGCUCAAAAAAGAUAGACAGAGAAGUUACUUAUUGAAAAUUUUUAUUCAAAAACUAAGAAGUUUAUCGUUGAAAACUGAAGCAAAAUCGGAUGAGCACAUGGCAGAAUUCAACACAAAAUCCAUCUAUUUUGUAAUUUUCUUUAGCGUCUAUUACAAACGUUCGUGAAACAUUUAUACAUUACAUAAAUUCCUGUUUAAAAACGUAAUUUUCUUGAUCAUAGAGUAAAAAAUGUACCUGAAAAGUCUUCAAAAACUUCGCUGCCUUGGUUUUAAUUUCAAAACAGGACAUCUUGCGCUUCCCCGGGAAGAAAACAUUGUUGAAUUCCUUGAAGGACGAUUUCGUAACCAAACGCUUUCUUUAGUGCACAAAAAGAAAACUGAACAUUCAUUCGAACUUUCCCUUUCCAUUUGUGUCUUUUAACGGUGUACUUUUAACCCUGAAAUGCAAAACUUGUCUCUUGAAUUGAACCACCCCAUUCGAUAACCAGUCUUCUCUCACUGUUCCUAAUGCCUAUGGUGUGAUUCACAGAUGGCGUGACGGCUUUAACUCCGUGUUUUAUACUCUCCGCAUAAAAAUUGUUUUUUAUAGCCAAUCUUCAUUGCGUGUUGAAUCCGGCGGAAAUUUAUUAUAAUAAAUGAUAAAUAACAGGUGACUCAGGUGGAGAUCUGUCGCCUUCUGACCCACGGAAACAAGGACAAAAAAUGCACUAAAGGGACAGUAGCGAUAAAAUAAGGGAGGAGGAGAAACAAAAAAGGCCGAGAAUGAAUUAAUAAUAGCAGAGAACGUUUCAAGAUUAAACAGGUUUGAAAAGAUAAAAGUUGGGUAAUAACAAUGAAAUCUCUCAAAACCAAAACCAUGUAAAAUACAGUGCUCAGUGUAGAUCACGAUUUAGAGAUUUAUUUCAUCAAUCAAUACAUUUAUUGUCAAUAGUCCUAUUUUUAUGCCUUUUUAAUUUUUUUUGGUUGUUCAAUUUAAUACUGUUGCUGUUAAUUCUGUUAUUAUUUUAGACAGCGAAUAGUAAAACAUGUGCUUAAGGGCGCUUUCCAUUUGUCAGAACUGACCGGCCGGGCCAUUCCCGUCGUAAUAAGAAUUUCACUUUUAAUCAAAACUAUCCAGCCAGAUCAGUCAAACCCUAAAUAGCAUGCACGAAGGAAAUAGGUUUUUAUCAAAAACUCUUGGAAAAAGCCUAUUCCAUUUUCAAAAUGGCCAGUCCAGCCAUGGCCAGUUCUAACGUUUGGAGAGCGACUCAAGUUAAACAGACGAAAUAAAAGGAUAAUACUACUUUGAUGACCACAAUGGGUGAUAAAUUAAAGUUCUUUAUUCGUUGUAGAAGGGUCUCUCCCACUGAUAAUUGUUAUUGUCAAAGUUGCCAACAAAAAGAUGCGUCAGGCUUGAACAAAUUAAAAAUGCAAGCGAUGUGAAUUUUCGCACUCUCUUUUAAGUCGAUCCUUCUUCUCCUUUUUUCUAGCUUGAAAUGUUUUUCAUUUGAUUGACUUUGGUGCUACCCACCCUCUAAGAUGUUAAAUUUUUGUUUAGCAGAAAACUUUCAGUUGCAGAUACACUUAUGAUACCACCAAAUCAAAACGGUGGAAAUGCAGUGAUCUAUCAGAAUAAAUGUUUCUUCCUUAAUUUCUUUAAGAUACGCGAUACGAACAAACAUAAAGACAGUUAGCCUUCGAUCUUUCCACGGCAUUCAGGACCCUGACUUCACGACUAAUAUGUAA
Molecule: messenger RNA, 13828 nt
Organism: Porites evermanni
Lineage: Eukaryota; Metazoa; Cnidaria; Anthozoa; Scleractinia; Poritidae
Source: the annotation of a GenBank genome assembly